AUGUGCCAAGGUACAAUUGACACACCUUUGCUUUGUGGAUGAUCUUAUAAUCUUUACUGAUGGUAGCUUAUCCUCUGUGGCUGCCCUUGACUGUGUUCUUAAGGAAUUUUAUGUUGUCUCUGGCCUUUAAGUGAAUUAUUCCAAGUAAGAAAUUUUAACUUAUGGUCUUUCUCCUUUUGCUGUUCAAAAUCUCACUGCUACCUAUGGAUUCAAGGAUGGAAGUUUACCUAUUAGGGAUUUCAAAUUUUUGGUGCUCUACUUUCAUCUUGCCAAAGAGGGUUAUCAAAGAGGUGGAGAAAUUAUGUAGUUCUUUCCUUUGGAAUGGAUCCGCUAAUAAUGCAAAGGAAGCAAAGGUAAAUUGGCCUUCUGUUUGUUAUCCGAAACAAGAAGGUGGGCUGGGAUCAAAAGUUUGGUUCAAUGGAAUAAGGCCUACAUUUUGUGUUUCAUUUGGAUGCUAUUUACCAAAGUAGGUUUUAUAUGGGUUGCUUGGGUUCAUGCUUACUUUUUAAAAGGCAAAAGCUUUUGGUCAAUAAAAAUCCCAAAUGAUGCAUCUUGGGGGUGGAGAAAAUUGCUUAAACUCAAACCACAAGCCAAGAAACUUAUGCUGCAUUCACUUGGUGAUGGGGAGGAUACCUUUUUUUGGUUAGAUCAUUGGCACCCUUCAGGUCCCUUAAUAGAUGUCUAUGGUGAUA
This is a messenger RNA of Rubroshorea leprosula, 692 nucleotides long. Lineage: Eukaryota; Viridiplantae; Streptophyta; Magnoliopsida; Malvales; Dipterocarpaceae. The record is from the annotation of a GenBank genome assembly.